Triticum aestivum (bread wheat) is the source of this 1182-nucleotide messenger RNA. Its product is annotated as glutenin, high molecular weight subunit DX5-like. The coding region runs from base 70 to 1092 and encodes 340 amino acids. The transcript has a single exon. Gene Ontology annotation, molecular function: nutrient reservoir activity. Lineage: Eukaryota; Viridiplantae; Streptophyta; Magnoliopsida; Poales; Poaceae. The record is from RefSeq and is a predicted model, not a curated record.
ACAAUCUCAUCAUCACCCACAACACCGAGCACCCCAAUCUACAGAUCAAUUCACUGACAGUUCACUGAGAUGGCUAAGCGCCUGGUCCUCUUUGCGGCAGUAGUCGUCGCCCUCGUGGCUCUCACCGCCGCUGAAGGUGAGGCCUCUGGACAACUACAAUGUGAGCACGAGCUCGAGGCAUGCCAACAGGUGGUGGACCAGCAACUCCGAGACGUUAGCCCCGGGUGCCGCCCCAUCACCGUCAGCCCGGGCACGAGACAAUACGAGCAGCAACCUGUGGUGCCGUCCAAGGCCGGAUCCUUCUACCCCAGCGAGACUACGCCUUCGCAGCAACUCCAACAAAUGAUAUUUUGGGGAAUACCUGCACUACUAAGAAGGUAUUACCCAAGUGUAACUUCUUCGCAGCAGGGGUCAUACUAUCCAGGCCAAGCUUCUCCCCAACAGUCAGGACAAGGACAGCAGCCAGGACAAGAACAGCAACCAGGACAAGGGCAACAAGAUCAGCAGCCAGGACAAAGACAACAAGGAUACUACCCAACUUCUCCGCAACAGCCAGGACAAGGGCAACAACUGGGACAAGGGCAACCAGGGUACUACCCAACUUCACAGCAGCCAGGACAAAAGCAGCAGGCAGGACAAGGGCAACAAUCAGGACAAGGACAACAAGGGUACUACCCAACUUCCCCGCAACAGUCAGGACAAGGGCAACAACCGGGACAAGGGCAACCAGGGUACUACCCAACUUCUCCGCAGCAGUCAGGACAAGGGCAACAACCAGGACAUGAGCAACAGCCAGGACAAUGGCUGCAACCAGGACAAGGGCAACAAGGGUACUAUCCAACUUCUUCACAGCAGUCAGGACAAGGGCAUCAAUCAGGACAAGGGCAACAAGGGUACUACCCAACUUCUCUGUGGCAACCAGGACAAGGGCAACAACCAGGACAAGGGCAACAAGGCUACGCCAGCCCAUACCAUGUUAGCGCGGAGUACCAGGCGGCCCGCCUAAAGGUGGCAAAGGCGCAGCAGCUCGCGGCACAGCUGCCGGCAAUGUGCCGGCUGGAGGGCAGCGACGCAUUGUCGACCAGGCAGUGAUAGAACUCUCUGCAGCUUGCAUGGUGCUUGGGCAUGCAUGCACCUUAGCUAUACAAUAAACGUGACGUGUGUUCACAGCUUUUCGUGUAA